This is a messenger RNA of Kwoniella botswanensis, 3342 nucleotides long. RefSeq lists its product as uncharacterized. Gene Ontology annotation, molecular function: zinc ion binding; DNA-binding transcription factor activity, RNA polymerase II-specific. Gene Ontology annotation, biological process: regulation of DNA-templated transcription. The transcript has 17 exons. Lineage: Eukaryota; Fungi; Basidiomycota; Tremellomycetes; Tremellales; Cryptococcaceae. Bases 1 to 3342 code for a protein of 1113 amino acids. The record is from RefSeq and is a predicted model, not a curated record.
AUGUCCGCUCCAUCCGAAGAAACCAAGCCGAAGCGUCGGCAAAACGUAGCUUGUAGUUGUUGUAAACUACGACGUAUCAAAUGCGAUCUAUCCGACUUACUCAACGCACUCCCGUCUUCUUCUACUCAACCUCCUCCACCGCUUAGUGUACUGGUAGAGCAGCAUCCGGAAGUGGGAUGUACGAAUUGCAAGAGGAAGGGAUUGAAGUGCGAUACGCAAGGUAUAAGGGAACCUACUCGACCAAAUAAAGGUGGAAAGAGGAUCGAAGAGGCUAAAAGGAAGUUUGGUGAAGAGCAACAGAAGAAACAAGAUGAACAGGUACCGAUCAAUAUGGGGUUGGAACCGAGUGAGACGGAAAUGCCUUUUGAUAUAAUGGAAUUCCUCAAUAAUCAACCUAUCAACCCACCUUUAGAUCCUUCUCAAGCGACAUAUCUAUCUCAAGAUGCACAGACAUCUGUAAAUCCACUGGAAAUUGCAUCGGGACCAUUGCUUGAUCAGACUAUCAAUUCGAUGUUCGAUCCCACGGGCUUACAAACGUUCAAUCUUAAUCCUGACUCAUCACCAUCAAAUCCCUCACCGCUCAUCAAAACGCCUGGACCAUCCUCCAGCGCCUCUCAGCAAGCAGCGUCAAUAUGGCAGCAAUUUGCCAACAAUCGGAAAGAAGCGAUGUACCUCGUUCGUACGACAGGUCUGACACCUGGUGCGGACGGUGUGCAAAUAAGUGAAGAAGAUGAUGAUAUGAUGGGUGGACUUCAGAGUAGAUUAUCAGCUUAUAUGACCGGAAUACAAUUACCAUCACCAUCGUCCAACUCCACGACCUACCAGGAUAUCUCAAGAUCAUCAUCCUCGACGACACCGCUAGCUGUACCUGGCAAUAUACUGGGAAUAGACUAUAAUACCUAUACCAACCACAACGAUGACUAUCUUAAUGGUGAUACACGAAAACGCUCAAGACCUUCAUAUGAUCUGGACAGCCAAAGUCGGAAGAUGGUCCUGGUAUCUUCGAAUCCGUGGAGAUUGUACUCGGAAUCCGGAAGUGGGCAAAUGAUCACCUGGGGAAGGAGGGAAGCUGUAUCUGAACGAUUGGCUGAUAGAGCUUUGGGGAUGGCAUUAAGUAAUCACUUAGUAAAAGUUUUCUUUCAAGCUGUUCAUCUCUCAUAUCCUGCGAUAAGCCCAGAAGUGUUUUACCUCGAAUGGAUCAGAGCAGGUCAAAGAUCAGACAGGAUGAGUCCGGCGCAGGAAGCUCUCUGUGCGGUGAUCGAAGCUUGGGGUGCUAGAUAUUCCGAUUCUCCUGUGAUAUUGGGACUGAGCGAAGCCAAAGCGAAUGCUGCUCCAAAAGUCAUCAAGGCCGAUGGUACCUUUACCCCAGGCACUCGAGCGAGAACUCAUUGGGGAACGGCUCGUAUAGGAGCGUGUAAAGCUCUGUUGACCCGAGCCAAGCGACUCAUCGACGAGCACGGUCUAUUUCGAAUGCCUAGUGUCACAGGUGUCCAAGCCUUGACACUGUAUAGUCAGUUGAUGCAGAUGACGGAUGAGAAAUUGCUAGACAAAGAUUAUUGGCUGCAUAAUCGUAUGAUCCACUCUACCAUCAUUGAGCAGAUGCAACUUCUCGGCUUGAUGUGGGAUGCUGAGGGACCAAUCGUGACCGAUGGUGGCGAGGCUUCGGUCAGUCACUCCCAGCUACAGAUGAAGCAACGACGAUUGUUCUGGAGCCACAUGAUUGGUGAUGCCUUUUUUUCUGCGGCGAUCGGAGCUCUUCCGAGGAUUCCCCAGGAAGACAUUGAUGCAGCUGGGGAAUGGGUAGAAACAGUCCAAGACAAAUUACCACAGUCAGCGUUCAAAUUACUAGCGUUCUUCCUUUCGAUCUAUCAUCGACUAGGAUUAGCUGGUCGAGAAGUCGCUACCCAUGUCGCGUAUCCGCUAAGAAAGAAGGGUGCAGCGGAUGUUGGAAAGAUUUGCAUGACAGUUAGAAAGGUUUGGAAGGAUAUCAGAGAUAUCAGCAGAGACCUGAAUGCACAGGUGACGCAGCAGCUAAGAGCCUGUCAAAAGGAAGAUCUACUGGGCUUCUCACCACUGAAUUUUAUGGCGAAUCUGCGACUUUCUUGCCCUUUCCUCCUUCUUGUAAUUCAUCAAUUAAUUCGUGACCAACUGGCAUUUUGGAGGAGCUGUCAGCCACCCUCUACUCCAGCAUUCAUAAGCACUCCAUCCGAUCGAUCAUCCUCUACAACACCCCCGUCCAAGCCCGGACAAGGCAAUGCCCGCGCUUUUCACAAUAUAGAACUGCUGGAAAGGUUGAAUAAAGAGAGUAUCGAUGGACUGCUCUUCAGCUGUAGAAGUCAGAUCCACAUGCUCAAGGCUUUCUUACCUACUGGAGUAAUACAGUCUGCAGCCGUCCUGUUAAGAGUCCUGCUGGCUACUGCGCAACUAUUAGCUGAAAUACCUACCAACGAACAAGGGUACCCGGAUCAUACUCCCGGCGGACAUGGCUGGACGUGGGAAGCGAAACAGAAGAAGAUGGACGUUUGUCUGGAAGCAUUACAUCAGGUCGGAUGGGCUUGGGCAGAUGUAGCCGAGGUCUGCGAUUCCGUAGCCCUGACUAUGGAACGCAUGACACCCUCCCCCGAGGAGAUCUCCGCCUGGAAUUCAAGACAUCAGCAGACAAAUGAAAGUCGAUCGCGCGAGUAUGUAGCUCGGAUGAAAGAGGCAGAGGCCCGAGCGAGCGUAAACGCCGUCGAAGCUGUACUGACAUUCUGGCCUCCUGUCUCCAUCCCAAAUUUGAUCGAACAUGCUCUACAGAACGAUCCCAAGGCUUUACUCAAUUCGAGUUUACCUGGCAUGUUGUCCAACCCUCAGCCGUCCCACGUGGGUAUCUCGAAACAUCAUACUUCAGGACAGAACCCUGGGCCUUUCUGGCCAGGCAGAGGGGAUCAGGCAUUCAUCAAUGAACCUCUCAAUGAUGCACCACACACACCGUUCCCAGAAGCUGCACCGGGACACAUGGGACAUCAAAACCUAUCAGGGAAUGAUCGGUCAGGCUCGGAAAAGAACAGUGGUUUUCAUACAUUAUCGAUGCCUUCUCAGUUCCUUGAUGCGCAUUUCGUACAGCCGCAUCAGGUACAACAACCACCGCAACCGCAACCGCAACCGCAACCAACCACAUCAUCUGACGUUUUGGAUCUCAACUCGUUGCUCAAUUUUGGGACUGUUGGUGGUAACAACGGUGCUGAAACCUAUGAUGGGUCGACGAAUCACGAUGGACACGUUGUAGGACACAACGGGCAGACAGAGCCAUUGGAUAUAGAUACGUUUCUCAAAGAACUGGGAAUACCUCAUAUGUCAUGA